AAAAUAUUAAUAGUAAAACAAACGGUGAAAUAUACAAGAAUGGUGUCUUCGUACGCUUCUUCUUUUUGUUUUUGACAAGAAAUAAUAAAGUUUUUGCUGACGUUUUCGUUUAUUGUUUAUCGAACCAAAACUAAAUUUAUUUUAUCGUCCAUCAAUUAAAGUAAAUACAUGUUUAACACCUUUAUCAAAUUGUUUUUCUCGUUAGCAAACUAGUGCUAAAUAACCAGAUCUCAAAUCGCACAACUUCCAUAACAAACAUUUUAUUUUAUUGUGUGUUUAAAAAUAUAUACAUAUUUUCCUUAUCUUUUGCUACUGCCAAUUGUUUAAAACUAUUGUGAGUAAUAAACUACAUACGUCAACGUGUAAAUCUGUGCAAAAAUUGUUCGGAAAGAUUUUGCUGUUAUUCUGGAACAAAACCAUUUACAAGGCGUAGUAGGUUGAUGUUAUGAUCAAAAGUGAAAGUUUCUCAUUUAACUGUAAUUUCAAUGUAAAGUUCAUUGGGUCAAAUCCAAUAUUAAUGCUUUGCAUAGUUUAGUCGCCUUGCACCCAGAAGCAGCAGGUAGUCAACCUUGAAAUUUUCAAUAUGUUGGCCAAUUCGGGUUAUGUGAUGACCUUAGCCAACAGUAUUAUUGGCGUUGGUAUACUUGCGAUGCCGUUUUGUUUUCAAAAGUGUGGCAUCAUUUUAGCAACACUUCUACUCAUUUUAAGCAACUGGAUAACAAGAGUUUGUUGUCACUAUCUAAUCAAAACUUCACUGCUCACACGAAGAAAAAGUUUCGAAUUUCUUGGUUUUCAUGCAUUCGGUACUUCCGGUAAACUAUUAGUGGAAUUGUGUAUUAUUGGUUACCUCUUGGGAUCAUGUAUAACAUAUUUUGUUGUUGUCGGCGACUUGGGACCACAGAUUGUGACAAAAAUGUUCUCACUGGAAAAUGAACAUCGUCAUUUGCGUACACUUUUAAUGUGUGGUGUCACACUUUUUUGUAUAAUACCAUUGGGUAUGCUCAAAAAUGUGGACAGUUUGUCGACUGUGUGCACAGCAUCGAUUGGUUUCUAUCUCUGUUUGGUCAUAAAAAUCAUCUUAGAAUCUGAAACGCAUAUUAUAGCCAAUGAUUGGACGGAAAAGGUGGUAUAUUGGCAACCGGGAGGCGUGCUGCAGUGUUUGCCUAUUUUUAGCAUGGCCUUAUCCUGUCAAAUGCAAAUCUUUGAGGUAUUUACGAGCAUAAAUAAUCAAAGUUUAGAAAAAUUAAAUGGCAUUGUUCGUAAUGCCACUUGGAUAUGUACGCUAGUGUACAUUGCUGUUGGUUUCUUUGGCUAUGUGGCAUUUUGUACACAAACUUUUUCGGGGAAUAUAUUAAUGAAUUUAUCCGCCUCAUUUAGCAGUGAUGUUAUAAAAAUUGGUUUCGUCUUGUCAGUGGCUUUUAGUUUUCCUUUAGUUAUAUUUCCCUGCCGUGCCAGUCUUUACUCUUUGCUGUAUAGAAAGGGCCAAACUGAUGCUUCCGGUUAUAUACCAGAAUCAAGAUUUAAAGCCAUAACUGUAUUUAUUGUCAUCUUCUCUUUAUGCAUUGCUUUAAUGAUACCUUCGGUUGAACUGGUCAUUGGUCUGGUGGGUUCCACCAUAGGUGUAGCUAUUUGCAUUAUGUUUCCAGCUGCUUGCUUCAGAAAAAUUAUCAAAAAAGAUACCACCGAACGGAAUUUAGCACAAUUUAUUGUAAUUAGCGGUUUCUGCCUAAUGAUAUUGGGCACAUAUGCUAAUCUCUCAGCCAUUGAUGAGAAAAGUUCAGGUUCUCAUUUGGAUAUACCGAAAAUUGAUGACGAUCUUUUUAAGCCCACUGAAAUAGCAAAAGAGUCUUUGGAUGAGAAAAUUAAAAAUAUCGAAAAAGCUCUAGAAGAAAAGGAAAAGGAGGAAAAUCAAAAAGUCAUAGUGCAAAACUUAAAAGAAAAGCAGCAAAAAGACAAUCUUAAUCAAACAAAAAUCGUAAUAGUCGAAAAGCCCUCACCCCCACCUCUGCCGGUCGAUGAGCCACAUCCAGUAAUUGAGCAAAAGGAAAAAUUAGCUGAAAAGUUGGACAAUAAAGAUCAAGAUGAUAAACUACCAGUUAUUAAGCCUCAAGUUAUGUUGGAAGAAAAGGAUAACGUAAAGAAAUUAGUCAACAAUUUAACUGAAAUUAAAGAUUCCCAAAACAUUCCUCUACAAAUAGUAGACAAAAAAACAACAACUAAUUUAGAGGUACAACCACAAACUAUUGACAAUGAUGCCAUUAAAAAGGACGAAGAAGUGGCCAAAGAAGAAUACAAACAAGAAAAUGACGAGUUAAAGAAAACUCAAAAAGAAUUAGAAAAAACUAAAGAUUUACUUGAGAAAAAAGUUGAAGAACUUAAAGAAGAAUUAGUUAAACAAAAUCAAGAAACCCAAAACCUGGUGGUUGAAAAACUAGGUGAAGUUGUAGAGAAAUUUGAGGCUAUUGAACGCCAAGUUCAACAUAAAAAUGAAGAAGAUAUUCCACCACCCAAAGUAGAUGUAAACAGUGUAAAAGAGCAAAAUAAAGAUGCAAAAGAUCUCCCAAAUACUGCCAAUGAUACUAAUAAUGUUAAACCCUAUAAAGGUUCUUUGAUUUCCAUUUUAACUGAAAAUAGAACAUUAAAUAAUAAGCAAAUGGCUCCAGAAAAGGUCUAUGAACCAUUAUCCUAUAAAACAGGGGAAUUAAUGGAAAGUGUACAUAAUGGUACUAUAUUAGAAAAACGUUUGCCACUACCUUUGGCUCUACUCAUAAAUGCUUCACAAGCUAAAAUGAAUGAAACCCUAUAUGCAAAGCCACAAAUUUCAUUAACGCAAACCCUAGACAAUGAAAAUAAAACACAAGCUAAAGUUGUACCUCUACCAAAUAUUACUCACAAUAAAGACCCAGAAAAGAAUAAUGUAGAAGCUAUAAGACGUGAAAUUUUACAAUUGAAAACUAAUCCCAAUGAAAUUACCACAAUUGCGCCAGAUGAUGAUAAUUUGUCGGUUCACAGAAAUAAACGUUCCUAUCAGUCAUUACAACUGGAAAAUGGAAACUGUCUAACGGAACCGAAAGUAGACAAUCUUAUGGCUGCUAGUCUAAGUUCGGGAUUAGAAAUGAAAAUUGGCCGUGAUUUAAAAUCCCUUAAGGAUGAAGAAUAGAAUAUAGGAGAAAAUUUAACAAAACAUAUAUACUAUGUACCACCAUUUCCAAGGACUAAAAUUUAUUAAUUAGUUUUAAACUACAAGUAAACAAAAAAUACUGUAUAUUUUUCUCGCAUUUAGUAGUAGAGUAAAUUAGUUAUUAAAGGUUUAAUUUAAUUAACAUUUACAUUUAUUAUUGUUAAAUGAAAAUUAAACGAAUGAAUCUAUAAACAAUUUAUAUUUGUUUAAUGAAUUUAUAAUGUAAUAAAUCCGUACCUUUCAAUAUUUUAUAAGAAAUAUGUAUUAAGAAAAUGAAUUUUCUAUUUAUUUGUAAAUAUCUAUAUCGAUUAGAUGAAAAUGAUCAAUAAAAGUCAAUAUGUAGAUGAAAUAAACAAAAA
Messenger RNA from Calliphora vicina (urban bluebottle blowfly), 3540 nucleotides. Its product is annotated as putative sodium-coupled neutral amino acid transporter 10. The transcript has 6 exons. Gene Ontology annotation, molecular function: L-amino acid transmembrane transporter activity. NCBI's taxonomy places the organism in Eukaryota, Metazoa, Arthropoda, Insecta, Diptera, Calliphoridae. The coding region runs from base 584 to 3160 and encodes 858 amino acids. Gene Ontology annotation, biological process: amino acid transmembrane transport. The record is from RefSeq and is a predicted model, not a curated record.